Aspergillus steynii IBT 23096 is the source of this 312-nucleotide messenger RNA. Its product is annotated as mitochondrial 37S ribosomal protein bS16m. Gene Ontology annotation, cellular component: ribosome; mitochondrial small ribosomal subunit. The transcript is spliced from 3 exons. Gene Ontology annotation, molecular function: structural constituent of ribosome. The coding region runs from base 1 to 312 and encodes 103 amino acids. The record is from RefSeq and is a predicted model, not a curated record. NCBI's taxonomy places the organism in Eukaryota, Fungi, Ascomycota, Eurotiomycetes, Eurotiales, Aspergillaceae. Gene Ontology annotation, biological process: mitochondrial translation.
AUGGUCGUUCGCAUUCGUCUCGCCCGUUUCGGUAACAGGCACCAGACCUUUUACAACAUCGUGGUGUCGCAGGCCCGCACUGCCCGAGACUCGAAACCUUUGGAGGUCAUUGGAACCUACAACCCUGUCCCGCAACGAGCCACGAACGAGACCGAGAACGGCCAACGGGCCCGAGCAUUCAAGGACAUCUCACUUGACCGAUCCCGCGCCAAAUAUUGGGUUGGUGUUGGUGCGCAGCCUACCGACUCCGUAUGGCGGUUACUGGACCUGGCCGGUAUCGCGCAGCGCAAGCCCCACGAGCAGAAGAACUAG